This is a messenger RNA of Strongylocentrotus purpuratus (purple sea urchin), 1067 nucleotides long. It is a transcript of the gene prorsd1, whose product is annotated as putative prolyl-tRNA synthetase associated domain-containing protein 1. The record is from RefSeq and is a predicted model, not a curated record. Gene Ontology annotation, molecular function: aminoacyl-tRNA deacylase activity. The transcript has 3 exons. NCBI's taxonomy places the organism in Eukaryota, Metazoa, Echinodermata, Echinoidea, Camarodonta, Strongylocentrotidae. The coding region runs from base 114 to 659 and encodes 181 amino acids.
CUAGGCUGUAAGCAGUGGUAUUUGAAAUAUUGAGAAUCAAUAUAGCACAGCUUUUAAUACACAGCCAGGGUAGUAAUGCAGCUAUAUGUAGUUUUAGGUUUCAGAAGUUCAACAUGGCGAGCACAGAUACUCCAGCAGCAAGUACCACCAACGGUCAAGGGGGAAGGACAGAGCUGAUAGCCGAGUUCGACCGACUAGGAAUCGUUCAUGAGACGUUAGAACAUCCUGAGGUUUUCACUGUGGAGGCUAUGAUGCCACACAUUCAGCACCUAACAGGGGCAUUCUGCAAGAACCUCUUCGUAAAGGACAAGAAGAAAAGGCUGUACCUCCUCACCGCCCUUCAUGACAGACCUAUCCAGCUUAACGCAGUGUGCAAGAAAGUGGGCGCAUCAGGAGGGCUUCGACUUGCUGACGAGUCCAUCCUGAAGGAGAAGUUAGGGGUCACUCAGGGUAGCGUCACCCCUUUUGCCAUCUUCAACGACAAAGCAGGAGAUGUGAAGUUCAUACUGGACUCGGACAUAGUCAACGGUGGCCACAAGAAGAUGUUUGGGCAUCCUAUGGUGAAUACAGCCUCCACCGCCAUCUCGCCUGAGGAUCUGAUGAAGUUUGCAAGGGAGAUGGGUCAUGAACCAGUGUUACUUGACUUUAGUGACAUGUAGACCAUUGCUAACAUGAAACUAGUGGUUCCUAUAUUAAAGGGGAACUCUAUCAAAGUUAGUUUUGAUGAAAGCAUAAGAAUGAGAGGAACAGAUCAGUGGAAUUUUGAGGAAAGGCUGAUGAUGCCUUCAGUAUAGGUAUAAUUGAUCAAAUGCAUAUAUAUAUAUACAUGUAUAUUGGCAACUUUUUUUAAAACACCUUUCAACUUUUGAAGUACCUCUCCCAUAUAUAUUUUAUCAAAAAUGUCAUAAAUGACUACUACUAUAGUACAACCACCACUUCUUUUACUACUACAUUGUACAACCACUACCACUGGACCGGAGUGUUGGCUCAGUCAGUAGAGCGUCCGCCUCACAGGGGGCGGUGGGAAGUGAAGCGCCGUUUUAGCAUGACUUUCUUUUUAACUCUUA